Molecule: messenger RNA, 1764 nt
Organism: Colletotrichum truncatum
Lineage: Eukaryota; Fungi; Ascomycota; Sordariomycetes; Glomerellales; Glomerellaceae
Product: major facilitator superfamily transporter
Biological process (GO): transmembrane transport
Cellular component (GO): membrane
Molecular function (GO): transmembrane transporter activity
Source: RefSeq, a predicted model, not a curated record
AUGGGUUCUGAGAAGGAUGUGGAGGCGGCUGCCACCGCCGGCGUCCACGGGCUCCGAGAAGGAUCUUCUGAACACGGCACGUUGACGGAAGAGGAGACUGGUCGGAAGCUUGCCUCUUCAGAUGAUUUGGAAAAGGGGGAGAAACGACAGAUGCAGGAACGAAAGAGCUUCGACGAUGUCGAGGAGGCUCCAGACAGCGAGCCGUAUGAAGAGCAGGAUGCUAUUGAACGUACCCAGACAACUCACACUCACGCGAGCGCCCGGAGCCGUCUCUCACACAUCGCAAGUCUCGCCUCAUCCCGUCGCAAACCCCGCGAACAGCUCCCGCCGACCAUUCACCCGCUGUCCGACCUCGAUAACGGCAUAGUCGGCUGGGACUCUCAAGAUGAUCCCCUGAUGCCCAUGAACUUCGAUGGCCGGCGCCGAUGGCUCAUCAUCUGGUUCCUGUCGGGCAUAACCUUCAUGACUCCCUUUGCGUCCUCCAUUCUCGCGCCUGCGAUUGAGUACUUCAACGACGAGUUCGGGAAUGACGACCUGACGCUAGGCACGCUGCCGGUCUCCAUCUACCUUUUGGGGUAUGCCAUCGGGCCCUUAUUCCUUGCUCCCCUGUCCGAGAUAUACGGCCGUCGCCCCGUGCUUUCCGCCGCAAACUUCUUUUUCUGCGCGUGGCUCAUCGGCUGCGCACUCGCGCCGUCUCUCAACUCGCUCAUUGUGUUCCGCUUUCUGUCUGGCGUCGGCGGCUCGGGCUGUCUCGCCAUCGGCGGCGGAGUCAUCUCCGACAUGAUUCCCAUUCAUGAGCGCGGCAAAGCGCUGACAAUCUGGAUGGUCGGCCCGCUCGUCGGCCCAACCCUCGCGCCGCUUGUCGGGGCCUUUAUAGCGCAGGAUAUCGGCUGGCGUUGGGCGUCAUGGAUCGCCUUCAUCGCCGCGACGCCCAUGGCCAUCGUCAUCGCCAUCUUCAACCAGGAGACGAACCCGCGCGUGCUGAUUGAUCGCAAAGUCGCCCGUCUGCGCCGCGAGCUGAACCGCCCGGAGUUACGCAGCGUGUACGUCGACGCAUCCAGCGCCGCACCACAGUCGACCGCCCAGGUCCUCCUGCGCGGGUUGAUCAGGCCGAUCAAGAUGCUCUUCCUGUCGCCCAUCAUCUUCAGCGUGAGCCUGUACAUCGCCUUCGCGUACGGCGUACUCUACCUCCUCUUCAGCACGAUCCCGCUCGUCUUCCACAGCACGUACGGCUUCUCCACCGGCACCACGGGCCUGGUGUACAUCCCGCUGGGCAUAGGAUACAUCCUGGGCAUGGCGUGCUUCACGUUCCUCUCCGACAGGACCGUCGUGCGCAUGACCAAGGCCAACAACGGCGUCUUCGAGCCCGAGAUGCGCCUGCCGGACUGCAUCUACUUCGCCUUCCUGCUUCCCGUGACCUUCUUCUGGUACGGCUGGACGGCCGAGUUCCACACCCACUGGGCGGCGCCCGUCGUCGGCCUGCUGCCGUUCGGCAUCGCCAUCCUGGGCAUAUGGCAGCCGAUCCAGGCCUACAUCAUCGACGCGUACCCGGGUUUCGCCGCGAGCGGUCUCGCCGCUUUCACCGUGUUCCGGAGCAUCGUCGCGGCCUUCUUGCCCAUGGCGGGUCCUUCCAUGUAUGACGCCCUCGGGCUGGGAUGGGGGAACAGCCUGUUGGGGUUCAUAGCCGUUGCGCUCAUUCCCGUGCCGGCGCUGAUUUACAGGUACGGUGGCCGGUUGCGCAAGUGGCAGAAGCUCGAGCUUUAA